Molecule: messenger RNA, 2006 nt
Organism: Rubroshorea leprosula
Lineage: Eukaryota; Viridiplantae; Streptophyta; Magnoliopsida; Malvales; Dipterocarpaceae
Source: the annotation of a GenBank genome assembly
AGAAGAGAGGGGGAUUUGAGCCAGUACUUGGACUGAGAAUGCAACUUUUGUAAAGGCUUCCAGGCAAUUGGCCUUCUAAAGCAGGAAAAUGGAAAUUCCAAUGUCGAGAAACGCUAUAAAUGGGGAGUGUAGGAGGAGAAGGCCAAGACAGUCAGAGUGAGGAAAUCAUGGGCAACGGUGAAGUAAGCGUAGUCGUCUCCGAUCUCCUCAGCUUCUUAAACGCUUCUCCUACUGCUUUUCACGCCGUCGAUGAGGCGAAGAAACGUUUGAGAAACGCUGGAUAUGAGCAAAUAUUGGAGAGAGAAGAUUGGAAAUUAGAAGCAGGGAAGAAAUAUUUCUUCACCAGGAAUCACUCCACCAUUGUUGCUUUUGCAAUUGGUAAAAAGUAUGGUUUUAUGCUUAUUUCUCCCAUAUAUGCUGCUGGAAAUGGAUUCCAUAUCAUUGGUGCUCACACUGACAGUCCUUGCCCAAAGCUCAAGCCAGUUUCUAAGGUUACAAAAGGAGGGUAUCUGGAGGUUGGAGUCCAGACAUAUGGGGGUGGAUUGUGGUAUACGUGGUUCGAUCGUGACUUGACUGUUGCAGGGAGGGUGAUGAUAAGAGAAGUAAAAGGUGGUUCUGUUUCAUAUUCACAUCGAUUGGUUAGAAUAAAGGAGCCUAUAAUGCGAAUUCCCACUCUGGCUAUUCACUUAGACAGGGAUGUUAAUGAUGGAUUCAAGGUAAACACACAGAAUCAUCUUGUACCUGUCUUGGCAACAGCAAUUAAGGCGGAGCUCAAUAAAGCGGUUGCUGAACAUUGUCCAGGUGAAAGUGGAUCUCGGACUGACAAAAAGAAAUCUACUGCAAAACACCACUCCAUCCUACUGCAGAUGCUUGCAGAUCAGCUCGGCUGUGAGCCAGAUGAAAUUUGUGAUUUUGAAUUGCAAGCAUGUGAUACUCAACCAAGUAUAGCAGCAGGUGCCUUGAAGGAGUUUGUCUUUUCUGGAAGACUUGAUAAUCUUUGCAUGUCAUUUUGCUCUCUGAAGGCACUGAUAGACACCACCUCUUCUGAAAGCAACCUUGAAGAUGAGACUGGUGUUCAAAUGGUGGCAUUGUUUGAUCAUGAGGAGGUCGGGUCUGAUUCAGCACAGGGAGCUGGGUCUCCUGUUAUGUUAGAUGCCCUUUCACGAGCAACAAAUUCCUUCACCUCAGAUCCUAAGAUGCUUAAGAAAGCAAUUCAGAGGAGUUUCCUUGUUUCUGCCGACAUGGCACAUGCCUUACACCCAAAUUAUAUGGAAAAACAUGAAGAUAACCAUCAACCCAAGUUGCAUGGUGGACUUAUUAUCAAACACAACGCAAAUCAACGCUAUGCAACCAAUGCAGUUACUUCUUUCAUAUUCAGGGAAAUAGCAGCAAAGCAUAGCCUUCCAGUCCAGGACUUUGUCGUCCGCAACGACGUGCCUUGUGGUUCAACUAUUGGUCCUAUCCUGGCAAGUGGUGUCGGGAUUCGCACAGUUGACGUUGGCGCUCCACAAUUAUCAAUGCACAGUAUACGAGAAAUGUGUGCUGCUGAUGAUGUUGAACAUUCAUACGAGCAUUUCAAAGCCUUCUUCCAAGAUUUCUCUCAUCUUGAUGCCAAGAUUACAGUGGACGUGUAGGUCUCGGUUCACCUUCACUACAAUUUCCAGUAAGAAAGAAUAAUGGACGUUAAACGGUUUAACAGUGUCUGUAAACAACACAAAAUCAUGAGGUUAUACGCCAGAUUAAGUGGUGGGUCUUGCUGUAUAUAUGGAUAAAUCUUAAGGAUGCUGGCUUUAAAAGACUUUAUGAGUAGCGUUUUAUACUGGUGUGCUGAUAUGUAAGAUUUAUAUUAUUGUAUGCUGACAUGUUCUGCAACAUUUGGUUGUAUGUAGAACUGCAAAAGCUCCAUAAAUAAAGGUGGUGUUAUUGGUGGUGUUAUUGGGACAAUUCUUUUGUUUUAUUUUUUUGUACAAUUUUCAUAUAUUAUUAAAUGAAUGAAUAUAUUUAAU